Molecule: messenger RNA, 348 nt
Organism: Mycena indigotica
Lineage: Eukaryota; Fungi; Basidiomycota; Agaricomycetes; Agaricales; Mycenaceae
Exons: 2
Coding region: 1-348 (115 amino acids)
Source: RefSeq, a predicted model, not a curated record
AUGCAUUUCUCCCUCACCACCGCCCUCUCCGCGCUCUUCCUCGCCUCGUCCGCCUACGGAGUCGCCCAGAUCCAUUGGCACAUCGGGGCCGACUGCACCGGCGAGCUCCUCGGGACGCACCACUCCAUCCUCCCCGGCGACUGCCUCUCCUUCGACCAGGGCCGCAGCGCGCGCAGCGUCUCGUGGGAAGAGUUCUACGGCGAGGAGAAGAUCCAGGGCCUCCGCCUCUUCCAGUCGGGCGGCGCGAACGACGGCUGCGCGGGCGACUUCCAGCUCGAGAGCAACUCGACGUCGGGCUGCGUGACGGCGCCACCAGGCGUCAACUGGCAGAGUGUCAAGCUUACCUGA